Messenger RNA from Macrosiphum euphorbiae (potato aphid), 2754 nucleotides. The record is from the annotation of a GenBank genome assembly. Lineage: Eukaryota; Metazoa; Arthropoda; Insecta; Hemiptera; Aphididae.
AUGUUUAAGUGCGAUCAGUGUAAUUGUACUUUCUCGAGGAAUGACUCUUUAAACAGACAUUUAAAGUGUCAUAAUAAUACCAUUGAAGCUUUUAAGUGUAUUAUAUGCAACACUGUUUUUAGCAGAAAGGAUGCUCUCAGACGAAACGAGAAAAGUAUUCAUGAUGAUAACAACGCGUUUAAUGAUAAUUUAAUGUAUGAAAACAGCAGUGAUGGCUAUUGUAUUGAUGUGUUGGAUAAGGUUGAACAUAAUGAGAUGCGUAAAAAUAUUGACAAUAUUACGUUUGAAGAAGACGACGAUAGUUAUUCUAUUGAUGUGUUAAAUAAAGCAGAAAAUAAUGGAUUAUGUAAAACUGAUAACAAUGAACCGGAAAUUAUUGAAAUAGCCCCAAACAUUUUCGUCGAGAAUAUACAAGCUGCAUCUUCAAAACAAAGUAAACGUAAAUAUACUGAAAAUUCUUUGCCUAAUGUACAAAAUAAACGUGCACGAAUGAACGCAACAACAACAUCAUCGAAAUUCGUCAAAACAAAUUACGUCAACUCGAGAUACGUCAGCCCGCCAGAAGCCGUCUGGCGAUUGUUUUCGUACAAAUUGCACGGCAAAAGUCACGUGGUCGUCAGGCUUCCCGUUCACCUAGAGGGUCGUCAGAACGUGUACUUUGCGCCGGGCCAAGAAGAAGAACGGCUACAGAACCAAGCUGUACGUCGCACGAAACUCACGCAGUUCUUCGAGCUCAACGCGACCAACGCGGCGGCUCGACAAUACUUGUACCGCGACAUACCGAUGCACUACACCUGGCAGAAAAAUUUCAAACAAUGGCGUCCGCGGGUGAAUCGGAUGAUAACCGUUACAUUGGCUCGGAUGUACGUAGUGAGCCUACUGGACCGGGACCGUUUCCACUUGAGAUUGCUACUUCUCAACCGAAGAGGCCCGCAGUCCUUUCAAGACAUAAGGACGAUGGACGGGGUCGUUCAAGAGACAUACACGGCGGCUGCGAUUGCACUCGGACUAUUGGAAGACGACCUAGCGUGGCGGCAUUGUUUGGCGGAAUCGGCGGAUAUGGACCCACCGUGGCAACUGCGGUAUCUGUUCGUCACUAUACUGGUGCACUGCCUGCCGUCAGACCCGCUGGCGUUGUACGAGGCGAACGAAGCGUACCUGAUGGAGGACUUCAACCGGCGUCUCCAAGACGUCGACCGCGCGAGGGCCGCGUGUCUGGCAGCCAUCGAGGAUCUACUUCGCGGGCACGGAAAGUCACCCUCGGUCGACUACGGUUUGCCCCUCGCAGACCCCCUUCUACUGGAACCGCUGCAGGACGACAACGAGCUGUUCCGAGAAAUAGACGCGGCUGCACGGUGGGCCCAACAAGUGGACACCUUGAACGCCGAACAGCGAACGGUGUACGACCGCGUGAUGGCGGCCGUCGAAAACCCAGGCGAGGUGUCGCGAACUUUCUUCGUCGACGGACCCGGAGGUACCGGAAAAACUACGCUGUACGGAUGCCUGAUAUGGUCGCUUCGGCAGCGUCGGCGAGAAGUGUUGAGCGUCGCGUACACCGGCAUCGCAGCGUCGCUCAUGGACGGCGGCAAGACCGUGCACUCGACGUUCGGAAAUCCGUUCGGCACGCUGAACGAAGACUCGACGUCCACCAUCCACUUGCAGUCCGAGCGAGCUCACAGGAUACGCAACGCGGCGCUCAUCGUCUGGGACGAAGCCCCCAUGUCACUGGGACUGCAACUGACGGUGGUGGACCGCCUGCUCAAAGACGUCAUGGAUUCGAAUUUACCGUUCGGCGGUAAGACCAUGCUGUUCGCCGGCGACUUCAGGCAGAUAUUGCCCGUGAUCCAGAGAGGGACGAGAGCCAAUAUCGUCAUGUCGUCGAUCAAGAACAACCAUCUUUGGAACGUCAUGGAGCGCUUCGAUCUGGUCCAGAACAUGCGCGCGGGCAACGACGCGGACUUUGCGUCUUGGUUGCUUCAGCUCGGCAACGGCCAACUGCCCGCGGUCGACGGCGUUCCGGACACAGUGGAAAUCCCGCAGGAAAUGGUAUGCGACGUCGCCGAUUUAAUAGAUUUCGUGUAUCCGCAGCAAAUGUCGUUGGCCGACGUCGAAGAAUUUGCUCGGAGAGUCGUCGUGUGUCCCACCAACGAAGAGUGCAGAGGUGUCAACGCGGAAGUGCUGGAGCGCUUCGCCGGUAAUCCGGAGACCUACCAGGCCGUCGACACCGCGGUGGUGGACGGGGCCGACGAAGUGGCCAAUUUCCCCACAGAGUUCCUCAACGGUUUGGAACCGGACGGCCUGCCGCCGUUCCGGCUCGAGUUGAAGGUGGGGUGCAUCGUGAUGUUGCUCAGAAAUCUCGAUCCUAGGAGACGACUGUGCAACGGUACGAGGUUGGUGGUCACCGAACUGCGGCGACACAAUUUCAAGGCGAGGAUUUUGGGCGGUGACCCACAGGACGACGACAUCGUCCUGCCCCAGAUACCGCUCACGUCCAGCGGUGAGGACGACCUGCCCGUUCCAAUGCGGCGCACUCAAUUCCCGGUGAGGCUGUCGUUCGGCAUGACCAUCAACAAGUCGCAGGGUCAGACGUUCGACAGGGUUGGUUUGCUUCUGACGUCGCCUCCGUUCACUCACGGCCAGCUGUACGUGGCGUUUUCGAGGGUGAGAAACGCACAGUCCGUGAGAGUCGGCAUGCACGCCGAUGACAGCGGGCGAUUCGUCACCAAGAACAUCGUGUACAGGGAAGUUCUGUAA